AUGAGUCAAUUUCAUUUGUUCCCGUCGCCUUCACUGGAGGUGAAAGCAGCCAAAAAUCCCUUUCGCAAAGGAGUCAAACGACCGAUGAACGAUGUUCAACCUAGCUCCCCGCUCUCUUUAGAGGCGACUAAGGAAUCAGCCAAAACUGAAUCGGUAUUGCUCCAAAUAAUUGAAGACACUCGUCGUAUUCCUCCACCUCCAGCAUUACCGGCGCCUGAUUCACGACCCCGAACUCCCUCGUUGCCAGAGGCAUCAGCUAAUUUGAAGUCGUCGUCGCCCCCGCGCACCGAUAGCCGUCAAUCCAACAAGCCUUGUCAUCGAGCAUUACCCUCGCAGGCUAGCUCGAAUACUAACAGCAGCAGUGAUGCUCAUACAGUGGGCUCAGGUGCAUUGUCACAAUCAUCAAAGUCGUCUGCUCCACCGGAGCAGAUGAGAUCAAUGUUUCCUCGGCUAGAUUCGAAGUUUUUACCCGCCAUGCACGAUCACACCCCAAAAUCUAAUAAUAGUACAUCGCCUCCAAUGGGCUCUCACAAUGUCAAUCUAAUGCUUGCAAAGUCUCCAGAGACAAGCUCUCCAGAUAUCGAUCAUGUCCUUGGACCAAAGACUGUCCCCGCCAGUGUGUUGAACUUCCCAACGGGGUUUUCAGAACCAGAGGAAAUUAGAUAUUCUUCUAAAGAAGAAUUAGAGACUUUAUGGGAAGCCGCCAAUGGACAAAGACCGCAGAGUCUUGUUGGUAAAUUUCAUCUACGCCUUAGAAGGACUGGACCCGCAACAUUCACAUUCGGUGACUCUGAGCAACCAUUCUAUACGUUACAGACCUAUUCAAAUGAUGAAUUGGCUAUUUCCCGUGCAAUGCCAUCAAAACCAAACAGCAAUGUGCCGAUCAUGACACUGAGCCUCGAAAAGCGAACGAGACGAGACCAGCCCAAUGACGGUCUUGUUGCUCUUCUUUUCUCCAGACUAGCGGCGAUGCUUGCCAUUGAUGAAGCUGGUGAACUCAGCAAGCUUCACAAAUUCGAUCCAUCUGAAGCUGCCGAUAUUGAAAAGAAAGUAUUGAAACGAGCAGCAGCGGAGGAAUCUUGUCGCUUAUCCUGGAAUUGCAAUUCGAGACUAUAUGAGCUUCGGCACCCAUCACUGUCAAAACGCCAGCCUCCAGCACUUGUCGGGGCCGCAGGCAUCCCCCUCUCGCCCGUCAGGUCUCAAUCAUCUGGGCUUCUGCAUAUCACUGUUUCUGCACCAUCCAGCCACUUCACUCCUCAUCAACCACCAACAAUUAUUGUUACUGGCCCUAUGUCAUCGACGGCUUUUAAUGCCUCGCAGCAAGCCGCAAACGUACGCACGUCAACUUUGCCACUAUCUGAUUCCGACGAGACGGAUGAGCCAUUGGCAUCUCUCGAUUUUGCAACACGAACACUGUCUAUUUCCCCUGCAGCUAUCAUUGAAACCAUUCCCUCGCUCUAUGCGAUUGACUCACUGAUUGCGGCCAUGCUGGCAGUCGCAGUCUCUGAUGAAGUCACAAAUCCCAUACUGGCAGACAUGGUACUAGGAUCACCCGCAUUACCGGAGGAACGCAAGGUGUCUGAGCCCGCCUAUGGACUACCCUUCCGUGGGCAGCUCAUCACUACUCUAGCUGAGCGCGAGGAUUACGCUGAGAGUCUCCACUUAGCAUCUCAAAUUGAAGCCUCGAACUUCAAAGCCGAGCGUGAAUCGAAAAACAAAGGCUUUUUCCAAUUCUGGAAUAAUUCAAAAUCUUCUUCGAGGGCUGGCUCCCGAUCAUCAAAGAAGAAUCAGGAGGUUGUGAUUGAGGAGUUUGAUUUAGAGAAGUAUGGCCGCUACGGCAAGAGCUCAUCGCGCAAGGACGAGAAAUUACCUAGCAUUACCCGGACCCUACUGAAAGUUUUGUUCUUCGGGCUAAAUUUGAUUGUCAAAGGAUUGACUCUCUUGGUCAAAUUGCUGGCAUGGCUUGUUGUCAAGUUGACUCAAUGUGUGACCAGCGAAAAGUUUUGA
This is a messenger RNA of Penicillium macrosclerotiorum, 2007 nucleotides long. RefSeq lists its product as uncharacterized. NCBI's taxonomy places the organism in Eukaryota, Fungi, Ascomycota, Eurotiomycetes, Eurotiales, Aspergillaceae. The coding region runs from base 1 to 2007 and encodes 668 amino acids. The transcript has 2 exons. The record is from RefSeq and is a predicted model, not a curated record.